AUUCAGUCUUAAUUAUUUAUUCCCGUCUUUUUCGAUAACUUGCUUUAUUGUCGACAAGUUUUAUCGUAACAAUGACAGCACCGCCACCGCCACUCGUGGAACUUCCUCCGGGAUCUAUGGUUGAAAGAUGGUCGAUUACAAAGAAGCUGGGAGAAGGAGGCUGUGGAGCCGUCUAUUUGUGCACGGAUGCAACUGGAAAGUAUGCACUGAAAGUCGAGGGAAUCUCUGAGGCAAUGCAGGUGCUCAAAAUGGAAGUGUUGGUGCUCGGAGAGCUGACAAAGAGAGGAAGUCGUCACUUUUGCAAGAUUGAAGACAAAGGAAGAUAUGGCAGUUUCAACUAUGUUGUAAUGACGCUUGUCGGAAAGUCUUUGCAGGAUCUUCGCAAGGGAACCGCUCAACAAUGUUUGAGUCUGGCCUGUUCUCUCAGUGUCGGAAUCCAAUCCUUGGAAGCUCUUGAGGAUCUCCACAACAUUGGAUACCUGCACCGUGACGUGAAGCCCGGAAACUAUACGAUUGGCCGUGCCGAGUUAAAUGAACUUCGUAAAGUUUAUAUCCUCGACUUCGGAAUGGCUCGCAAGUUCACGGACAACAAUGGAGUGAUCCGCAAACCAAGAGCUGCCGCCGGAUUCCGUGGAACUGUUCGCUAUGCGCCAAUCGCUUGCCAUAAGAAUCAGGAGCUUGGAAGAAAAGAUGACGUGGAGGUUUGGCUCUACAUGCAAGUUGAGCUGACUGUUGGACGUGUUCCAUGGAAAGAGAUCACCGACAUGAACGCAGUUGGACAAGCCAAGCAAACGAUCCGCAAUACUCCAGAAAAGAUGUUUGUCUUCCCGUGCCCAGCCAACGAGUUGAAGGAAAUUAUGAAGAUGGUUGAUAGCUGGGACUACUUUGCCGAUCCAAACUAUGCAGAUUGCUAUAGAUUGAUGAAGCAAGCCUUGGCCAACUGCGGAAAGCCCGAAUACCCGUAUGACUGGGAGCCAGGAAUGCCGCUCAACUACAUGGUGAAAUAAGUUGGUUGUCGCAUAAAGAGUCCCAUAGAACUCCUUUGAUUGAUUUGAAUAAAUGGUUUUAUAAAUGUCGAGGUUAUUA
Molecule: messenger RNA, 1086 nt
Organism: Caenorhabditis elegans
Lineage: Eukaryota; Metazoa; Nematoda; Chromadorea; Rhabditida; Rhabditidae
Gene: ttbk-2.2
Product: non-specific serine/threonine protein kinase
Exons: 6
Coding region: 72-1007 (311 amino acids)
Molecular function (GO): protein kinase activity; protein serine/threonine kinase activity; kinase activity
Source: RefSeq, marked reviewed